AAUACGGGUAUUUAUAGUUUUGUUUUGUGAAAUUGUUAAUAUUAAGUCUUCCGACGACCUUUACUCUGAUACAAUGUAAUUGGCCGCGAUCGAGAAGUUGACGGCCAAUCUAUUUUUAGUACGGAAAACCCCUCGUGUGACGUCACACAAAAACGUCCUUUAACAAAACUCUCACGCCGAUAAACUUUACUUCCUUUGCCUAUCAAAAUGCUUAACCAAUCGUUAAGCGUUAACGGUUAAGUGCACUGUGAUUGAAUAUGUGAUUAACACAUGUUUAAUUUUAAGGUUAUGCAUGCGCAAUUAAUUUCCUUCUAUAUUACAUAUAAAACAGUUGAAGUUCGAUACCAAUUUUUACCAUGAUCAAGCGCAUACCCACUAUAUCAUCAUACAUCAUUGGAAAGAUAAAUGCAUAAUCUUUUGAAAAAAAUGCAUGUCAUUAAAUUCUAUGUGUGCUUACUCAAAAUAUUUACCUUAGAAUAGGCAAACCGGUUUUGACAGCUGUGCAGACAACCAUUUUGGGCUCAAAUAGUAUGACAUACUUUCAAAGCCGGGAACCAUCAAGACAAAAAGUAGAGCACAAAAUGGCUUAUUUUCUUAUUGCUUACAAAUAUACCUUCAAGUUGAUACCAAAACUAACCAUUUGCAAUGUAUUUUACAAAUCCUAGGCAGCAUGCACUCAACAAUGAGUGCUAAGUAUCAAACUGACUGCAUGUAACCCUAAAAACAGGAUGUAACCCUAAAAACAGGAGGUCCGGUUUCGGGUUAUGUGAACUUAAUUACUCGGAAACAUUAAAUACAAGUGCCUUUCAAAAGGCUUUUCCGCGAAAGGAAGUUAUGAUAUACAACAACAACAGCAACAACCUAUACAAACUUCCCGUGCAUUUCCAAAUAAAAGGCGAAAGUUUACGAAACUCUUACACAUUCAUCGUCAAUAACGGACACAUUGUUUUGUUGGAUUAUUACAAGUUGUCAAGUUGCAAGACGCAGUUAUGAACACGUCUGUGAUGGAAUCUGUUGAUACUUUUGAACCGGACAACUUUCUGGAAUGCCAGAUAGCACCCUGGAUUUGGCGCAUUGUUCCGGGAUUUUGCAUCUGUGUUGGGACGAUUGGCAAUCUGCUGAACGUCAUCAUACUGAAACGACUGAAUCUACGACGAUUCCCCAGGAAUAUAUUGCUAGUGUUUCUUGCAGUGAGCGACACAACGUUUCUUUGGACGUUGGCUCUUCAAUACGUCCUAUUGGCGUUAAACGGGUACAGCUUUCUCGAUAAUAGCGACUUUCUCUGUAGGACAACUGGCUUCGUUGGGUACACAGCUGGAGCCUUCUCUUCGUGGGUAAUAGUUCUUCUGACUAUGGAAAGAACGUUGGCGGUAAGGGCUCCAGUGUUUUCGCGAAACAAGCUAACCUUCAAGAAUUGUAUUUUAGCAUGCGGCGUGACACUGACCGUCAUUGCGGUACUCAAUUGCCACCUUCUUUACGGUUUCGACUAUAAGGAUUAUGCCAAGGGUGAACAAGUUAGUGCUGAAUACCAUGGUGUUGCUUUAAUGGCAGCGAGUAACUGUUCCUUUGUGUCAACGUGGUACAUGAAGUUUUAUGUCGCCGAUUGGAAUAUCAUUACAAUAACGUUGUAUUGUGUUAUACCUAUUGUUAUUACUAUUCUUGGAAAUAUAAAUAUAGCGAUGGUAAUAGUUUCACAAAGACGACAAAGGGCUAAUUUUCGUACUACUAAGAACAAGGUACCGGAUUGCGAUUUUACCAUGACUUCAAUCGCAGGUAUUUCGUCAACUGAUUUGAACGACGCAAACCUCAAGGCGCAAAAUACGAACAGUGCAAUGGUAGGUACAAUUAAUUCAGAAAAAUACGAAAACCAACGUAUAACGGACAUUUCCACGUCGCAUACGAAACCAACAAGAGACUGUUCUGUAAAUGAACAUGAUUUAUCAAUAACCAAAUCAGAUUGUAAGAAGAAGACACGGCAAAAAUCCCAAAGACAAUUUCAGAAGCAUAUGGCUGGUAAGGACAAAAGAGGCCAACACGCAACGCGACUUUUGUUUUGUAUCUGCACUUGUUGGAUACUUACAUUCAUCCCGUUUGCCGUUUUACAAGUUAUCCGAAGAAAUAUUGAUAUUGAUGUACCACCCAAAACGGCUUGCAUUCUUGAGCUUACAAGAGCGGUCACACAUUCACUGUUGUAUUUCAAUUUUGCAUUGAACUUUUUCUUUUACUUCGUUUCCGGAACGCUGUUCAAAAACGAAUGGAAGAAAAUGGUUCUCCAGACGAGACAAGCAUUAAAGAGACUUCACACAUGUUAACAUUGAGACUGGACUAAACAUUAGCCGCGUCACGCGAAAAUGGGUCUCUGGCAAUUGCAGUUACACACCAACUUGCAGAAUCGAAGUCUGGACAGUAGCUACGAUGUCAGUGAUAAAUAAAAGGCCCGGGCGUAGAGGAUUAAUUCCACGUCAUUUGUGAUUGUUCAUACUACCUUUUCCUACAACAAAAAUACAUUAAACGCAGUAACUACAUUACUCCAUCUGUUAGUUAGUUCAAUAGUUUAUUGACAUCAACACGUAAAUUUGAAAAUAUUAAUGUAAAUAAAUAUGUAAAGGAACCAUUAACUAUUCGAAAUUAUAAUUUCAAAAUGACUUAUUUAUUUUUGGAAUUGAUAUUGUACUGUACUACCCUUGGCAUAUGUCUAUGUAUCAAUUAUCAGUAUUUGAUAUUAUGUGCAAUAAUUGAUUUCUUUGUUUUUUAUUUUUGUUCAAAUUAUAUCAUAUAAGCAAUAGUUAAUGAAAAGUAAUAGUUUAUCUUUUCUGUUUUUAAAAUUAUCGUAUUUCUUCACAAACACACACACAUUCUUUAUUUGUAUUUAUCUGUCAGUUAACCCCUUGUUUAUUCUCCUUGUAAUAGUGUAUAUGAGUUUCUUGUGUUUAAAAAAAAAUAAAAAUAAUAAGUAUGUAUAUAUAUGCAUAUACGUGGUAUGUAGUUGUUUUUCAUGUGCUUAAAUAUGCUUUUUUAUACUCUCUUGUGUAUGUGUAUAUAUGUGCUAUUUAUUUGUUGUACUAUGGAGUUUUUGUGCAUGUGUUUGUAUAUGCUUUUAAACAUGAAUUGUGUGCUAUACUUGUUUUAAUAGCUUAAAUUUUAAUAUAGGUCUGCAAUGCUUUGUUUGUACAACUUAAAAGUGUGUAACAUAUGUUUUAAUUAUGAACUAUGCAAAAACAGCUCCAAUAUAGUUUUUAGGUAUAUUUCCCUUUGUCGUAUUCGUGUGUAACUUACAAAAUAUUAUACUUUUAAUGAACAUUUUUACUUAAUUUUGUGUUUUAUAUGCUUUAAAUAUGUCCUUGUACUAUAAAUGCUUUUAUAAUAUGCUUAAUCUUCCUUUCUUUCAGCUCAAUAUACACUUGCUAUAUACAUAUACAAUUGUUUUGUCGGGAAAUAGCUCAUGAGCUUAUGUUUAUUUUAUUCACAUCCGACGUUAAAUAAAGAUUCUUGUAUCUUG
This is a messenger RNA of Dreissena polymorpha, 3499 nucleotides long. RefSeq lists its product as uncharacterized. Gene Ontology annotation, biological process: G protein-coupled receptor signaling pathway. Gene Ontology annotation, cellular component: plasma membrane. Lineage: Eukaryota; Metazoa; Mollusca; Bivalvia; Myida; Dreissenidae. The record is from RefSeq and is a predicted model, not a curated record. Gene Ontology annotation, molecular function: G protein-coupled receptor activity. The transcript has 2 exons. Bases 990 to 2312 code for a protein of 440 amino acids.